AUGAAGGACAACAAAGAUACCGCAAUCAAAAAGAUUGCAAAACUGAUCAGCGAUAAACCUAAUUCAAAAGUUGUUUUCUUAGUCGGCGCUGGUAUAUCCACCUCAUGUGGGAUCCCCGAUUUCAGAUCGCCUGGCACAGGUUUAUAUGAUAACUUGGCCAAACUUAACUUACCGUUUGCUGAGGCAGUAUUUGAUAUCGAGUAUUUUGAGCAAAACCCCAAACCUUUUUACACACUUGCCAAAGAACUUUAUCCUGGCAACUACAAGCCCUCAAAGUUCCACCAAUUAAUGAGAGUUUUCCAGGAUAAAGGAAAGUUGCAUAGAGUAUUUACACAAAACAUUGAUACCCUUGAAAGAGCAGCUGGAAUUCAUCCGGAUUUGCUCGUAGAGGCCCACGGCUCCUUCGCACACAACCACUGCAUCAGCUGCAAAAAAGAAUACCCUCAGAAUGUCUUCAAAGACAAGAUGUUAGUCGGUAAAAAUUUCGCUAAUUGCGAGGAAUGCAAAGGUCUCAUAAAGCCACAAAUCGUGUUUUUUGGCGAAAAUCUCCCGCGCAAGUUUUUUUCGACCUGGGAUAAAGAUGUUACAGAACUCGACGACGAAAGCAUUGUUGUUGUCGCUGGGACCUCACUAGCAGUUUAUCCCUUCGCGUCCUUACCAGAAGAAGUGCCGACAACGACCACUCGCGCUCUAAUUAAUUUAGAAAGAGUUGGCGAUUUUAAAACAACUCCCAGGAACAGUGAUGUUUUUUACAAGGGUUCAGCGGACGCAGCGGCUACUGAGCUAGCCAAAGAACUUGGAUGGUUAAGUGAGCUUGAGUUCUUAUCAGGUCUCUUAGAUAAUGACAAAAGUUCUUCAAAGACCGUUGACGAAGGCCAUGAAGAUGAAGCUGCAAAGGUUGACAGUAUAACAAAAGAUUUGGAAAAAUUGGGAUUGAAAGAGAAUAAGUAG
This is a messenger RNA of Lachancea thermotolerans CBS 6340, 951 nucleotides long. It is a transcript of the gene HST2, whose product is annotated as histone deacetylase HST2. Gene Ontology annotation, molecular function: histone deacetylase activity, NAD-dependent; NAD+ binding. The transcript has a single exon. The coding region runs from base 1 to 951 and encodes 316 amino acids. NCBI's taxonomy places the organism in Eukaryota, Fungi, Ascomycota, Saccharomycetes, Saccharomycetales, Saccharomycetaceae. The record is from RefSeq and is a predicted model, not a curated record.